CGAAGCUUAGCAGCAGCGGUAGCAGCAGCCGUCGAAGAAGAUGCUGUUUUGGCACACGCAGCCGGAGCAUUACAACCAGCACUCGACAGGCAGCUACCUGCGUGAUGUCCUCGCGCUCCCAAUCUUUAAACAGGAAGAGCCUCAACUCUCCCCUGAGAAUGACACAAAACUCCCUCCAUUUCAGUAUGUGCUCUGUGCGGCCACAUCCCCUGCUGUGAAGCUUCAUGAGGAGACACUGACUUAUCUAAACCAAGGUCAGUCUUAUGAAAUCCGUCUACUUGAGAAUAGGAAAUUGGGAGAGUUUCAAGAUUUAAACACAAAAUAUGUAAAGAGCAUCAUUCGUGUGGUUUUCCAUGAUCGCCGUCUGCAGUACACAGAGCACCAGCAGCUCGAAGGCUGGAGGUGGAGUCGGCCAGGAGAUCGCAUCCUUGACAUAGAUAUCCCACUGUCAGUCGGCAUCCUAGAUCCCAGAGCCAGCCCCACACAGCUGAAUACAGUAGAAUUUUUGUGGGAUCCCUCUAAGAGAGCAUCAGCAUUCAUUCAGGUGCAUUGUAUUAGUACAGAAUUUACUCCGAGGAAACAUGGGGGAGAGAAAGGCGUACCCUUCCGGAUACAAAUGGACACCUUCAAACAGAAUGAGAAUGGCGAAUACACAGACCACUUGCAUUCUGCAAGCUGCCAGAUCAAAGUCUUUAAGCCUAAAGGAGCAGAUAGGAAACAGAAGACAGACAGAGAAAAAAUGGAGAAGAAAACUACUCAAGAAAGGGAGAAAUAUCAGCCAUCCUAUGAUACAACCAUUCUGACAGAGUGUUCCCCGUGGCCAGAUGUGCCUUAUCAAGUGAACAACGCUCCGUCUCCAAGUUACAACAGCUCUCCAAACAGUUUCAGCCUUGGAGAUGGCAACAGUUCUCCAACUCACCAGGCGGAGCUCCUGCCUCCCAGCAAUGACCAUCUCCUUCCCUCUGCUUCUAUUCAAGAUGCUCAGCAGUGGCUUCAGCGAAAUAGGUUUAGUCCAUUCUGUAGACUCUUUUCAAGUUUCUCAGGUGCCGACUUAUUGAAGAUGUCCAAAGAUGACCUUAUUCAGAUUUGUGGCCCAGCUGAUGGCAUUCGACUUUAUAACGCCAUUAAAGGAAGGAACGUAAGGCCCAAGAUGACCAUUUAUGUAUGUCAGGAACCUGAGCAAAACCGAUCUCACCUUCAUCAAAAACGAGAGAAUGGAGAUGCUAAUCUGUGUAUAUACCAUGCUAUCUUCUUAGAAGAGCUGACAACAGUGGAAUUGAUGGAGAAGAUUGCCAACUUGUACAGUAUUUCCCCACAGCAGAUAAACCGAAUCUAUCGGCAAGGACCUACAGGGAUCCAUGUAUUGGUGAGCAAUGAGAUGGUACAAAACUUUCAAGAUGAAUCUUGUUUUGUCAUCACGACGUUAAAAGCUGAAAGCAAUGAUGGCUACCAUAUCAUUCUGAAAUAACCCUCUUCUAUGUAUGUUGGGACUUACAACAUUAUGAUGCCUCACUGCAACCCAGACUGAAAAGAUGGAAAACUCAUUUGUAUAAUAGUGUUCUUAUUAACUGAAUGCCCUAACAGAAAAAUUAAAGUGUGUAAAUUUCAGAGUGUUGGGGACUAGACGUGGUCUUCGGAGUUCAUCUGAUUAUUGUUUUGAAUUGCAUUUCCUUUUUAGAACUACCUGUAUGCAUUUUUGUUCAUUGUUCAAAACCAUGUGCCUUAUUAAAACAAAAAUGACUUAAUAUGAAAAGCACUUCUCCCAAACCUCCAGGGGCUAGCAUUAUAAAGGCUGAUCAUCCUGGUUACAAAUGUAGCUAAAUGUAUAUACAGUACUACUUUUCCUUCUCUUCCUAGGUAAUAUAGAUAACCAGACAGCUACGGAUUCUUUCUUCUUAAAGCAAAUUUGCAAUUAUCACCUAAGUUCCUAAGGAGGGUAGUUACUUUCCUGCAUGCUUCUUUUGUUGUUGCAUCUGACAACAGACCAAGCAGAAGCGCUAUUUCCACACACCCCUUUAGUUAUUCUGUAUAACUCUUACUUGCUCAUUUUAAUUAGGUGGCUUUGUUUUAGGACUUCAAAUUGAAAUAAGGACAAACCAGGGCAAAUUUUGCCCUCAGCUGAAUUGUGCGCCUCAUUUGUGGCUAUGAUAUUCCCCCCCAGUAAAACUCAAAAGCUACCACUGAGAUCUACUGGAGAAAUGAAAAGGGCUGACUGGAGAAAUGGGCAGGUUUUGCUGCACAUCCAGUUUGCAGUUGCCCCAUGGAACUCAGUGAGAGAUUUAACUUUGGAAGAAAGCGCACUAGCUGUGUGUGUGUGUGUGUGGGUGGAGAGAAGUUAUAUAUGAGGGGAGAGGUUAGCAAAUACUUAUCCUCCAGGGCAUGGAGCAAGCACUGACCCUCAUCCAGUAAUGUGUUCACAAACUGGUCUCCUUUCUGCUAUAAAAGUAUGACAGAAGGUUAUAGGUUUGGUCAAAGAUCUCUCACGUGCCUUGGACUUUGCUUAUGGCUGUGAGCAACGUUUCUUCCUCCUCUUCUGAACACUCUUGUUUCAGGCUCUUUGCUUCAAAAGCUCUCAAGGCAAUGUUGUCGCUAAGGGAAAGAGGAAAGAUGGAAACUAUGCAUUCCUCUCCUCAUGUCUACCCUUCCCUGGCAGUUGUAUGUGCAUAUCAUAUGCCUGCUUCACCAACAAUUGUAUGUUAAGCUUCUUAGGUUAAUAAGGUCUGUGCUGUUUCCACUUGCAUCUGUGGAUUUGAAUAUUCUUUAUUUGUUUUUAAGAAACAGUUGCACCCCUUUCUGUUUUUUUUCUUUUUCUCUUUACACCCCAUCCUGCUACCACUUCUUCCUUUUGAGUAUGGAUUAUAGAAGCUUGUAUAUAGAUAGGUAUAAAUAUUUACACUCAUGGUCCUAACUUUAAAUAUUUAAAAGCAAGAGUCCCAUAAUUUUGGGGGCUGUUUUAACAUGGCUCUGAAGUUGUCAGUAAAACUAAGGAAUCUUGCAAAUUUUCAUAAUACUUAAGAAGUUAAAUGGAAGUACCAAUACAGUAAUCAUCAAGAAGUAUAGGAAGCAAAAUAUUCAGAAAGAAAUGUCCCAUAGUCUAACUGGGGAGGUGUUUGCUCUGUUGAUUUCUCAGUUCUGCUCCAAUCCAGAAAUUGGGUAUAAAUGUUUUCUUUUACCCAAAUUACCCCCUAAGUGAUUCUAAUGUAUUAAUGUAUUUUCAGAUAUUAAUGUCACAGGACAUACUGUCAUAAAGGCAGACAGCUACUUCUGUGGCAAAAUAAGUCUAAUUACUUUGCUGAUAUGAGUGCCUUCUUGUGAUGCUCUUUUCUAAAAUGUGUGUUUUUGUUGUUGUUCCCCUAUCGUCUAAUUUGGCAAGUGAGGCUGCAAUCCUGUACCCGCUUAUCUGGAAGUAAAGUCUCAUUGAACUCAGUGGGCCUAAGCUGCUGAGUAGACAGGAGUGUGCAGAUUGUGCUGUGAGCGAUCUUAUGAAAAUCUUUGUGUAUAAGUAACAUUUUUCUCUACUAAUAUUGUAAAGAAUGUUAAGCUGGACGGACACACGCACAGUGUUAUGCGGUCAGUCUGUCAUUGAGCUGGACACUUGCACCCUGAUCCAUUGAGUGCAGUGGGUGUGCAGAAGCAGGCUUCUGUGCAGUGAUUCCCUGCUGCAUCAGGAACCAUGCAUACAGAAGAGUAAUGCACAUGUAACUCCCUUGUUUGGUUAAGGGCACUGCCUGCAGUGCUGGCCACUGAAGUAGGAUGGUGCAUUCAAUGGCCAACAGAUGGCCACUGCCCAGAUGGGUUGGAAAGACUUUAUAUGGCUGCCUCCUCUAACAUUUGACAGGUAUCUGUUGGGUUGAGUGCACAUGGCUCAUUCCUCAUGUGCAACAGUGCAUGGGGCUCCUUCGAAAAAGGAGAACUUGCCUUUAUCUGACUCGUAGAGUGAAGGGAAACAUAAAAAAAUAUUUUUACACUCCCUGAAUGGCUCUAAUGGGCACAGCUAUCAUGGUUCAAAAUUACAUUUAGCACAUUUGUAAUUUGUUGUGUUUCACGGAAGUAUAAACACUGUACUUUUGGUAAAGGAAACCCUGACUUCUUUAACAUAAUAAUAAUUAAUAAUAAUAAUAAUCACAGCUUUUUAUAGCAGAUGGGUAGAUAACUAUAGAAAUAGACUGGACAAAGCUUGAUAUCUUUUAAGUUAACAAGUGCUGAGCUGUUGCUGAGCUGUCUGUGUUAAUAACAACACAUUUUCCCUGGCUUAUUUGUACCUCUGAAACACUGAACUAGAAUUCUUUAUAGUCCUCCAAAGGAAGAUGACAUUUAUUAGGUGGAGUUAGCAUUAACGUGCCGAUUACCUCUACACGCACAUAGGAAAACAUUGUUUGCCAAUAUUCCAUUUCACUGUCGCUGUAGUCUGGGAUAAGGUGUGUGAACCUCAUUUUGGGACUGGAGUUUUCAGCAUGCACAAGGAAGUUGACUAACUUUAAUACUUUUUAAUAGGCUUGUCUCAGGAAAAGCUUUAAAUUAGUACCUCCCCACCCCCCUUGUCAAAUGUAUAUUUGUGUGUUUUGCACUCGACUUUGUUAUCUUCUGGAGGGGGGAAAGCUCUUAAAUGAUCUUUUAAAAAUUAAAUUUCUUUUGUCUGAUUGGGGGUAGGUAUUUCUGUCUUUCAAAGGGUUAUGGGAGUUCAGUUUUCUUCACCUGUAAUGCAGCAACCAUUUAAAUGGGUGUGAUUUAAAUGAAGGGGGGAGGAAGGGAGGUCAAGCGUAAAGAGUUGUGAGUAUACUGCCAGAUUCUCUCUUGGUUUUUAUAUAUAGAUUUUUAAAAAAAACCAAAAACGAAACCUGCAUAUUUUGCACUGGCCAUUCUACUGUUGUACAGAAGAAAAGACACAUCUGUAUUUAGACUCUGUGCUCCAGUAAAAAUGCAAAUAAACUUUGUAAGAAAUA
This is a messenger RNA of Podarcis muralis (Common wall lizard), 4943 nucleotides long. RefSeq names its product transcription factor CP2 like 1 (gene TFCP2L1). Gene Ontology annotation, molecular function: DNA-binding transcription activator activity, RNA polymerase II-specific; RNA polymerase II cis-regulatory region sequence-specific DNA binding. Gene Ontology annotation, biological process: regulation of transcription by RNA polymerase II. The record is from RefSeq and is a predicted model, not a curated record. Lineage: Eukaryota; Metazoa; Chordata; Lepidosauria; Squamata; Lacertidae. Gene Ontology annotation, cellular component: nucleus.